This is a messenger RNA of Budorcas taxicolor (takin), 745 nucleotides long. It is a transcript of the gene TNNC2, whose product is annotated as troponin C2, fast skeletal type. Gene Ontology annotation, molecular function: calcium ion binding. The transcript has 6 exons. NCBI's taxonomy places the organism in Eukaryota, Metazoa, Chordata, Mammalia, Artiodactyla, Bovidae. Bases 108 to 596 code for a protein of 162 amino acids. The record is from RefSeq and is a predicted model, not a curated record. Gene Ontology annotation, cellular component: myosin II complex.
GAGGAUGCCCCUACAAAUCCGAGGGGCUAGAGCAGGCCAGGGCAUCUUUGGGUGGCGGAGUACGGAGAAGGUAACCUACAGCGAAGGAGUCCAGGUGGACACGCAAAAUGGUAAGGACCGACCAGCAGGCUGAGGCCCGGUCCUACCUCAGCGAGGAGAUGAUCGCUGAGUUCAAGGCCGCCUUCGACAUGUUUGACGCGGACGGCGGCGGGGACAUCAGCGUCAAGGAGCUGGGCACCGUGAUGAGGAUGCUGGGCCAGACACCCACCAAAGAGGAGCUGGACGCCAUCAUCGAAGAGGUGGAUGAGGAUGGCAGCGGCACCAUCGACUUCGAGGAGUUCUUGGUCAUGAUGGUGCGCCAGAUGAAAGAGGACGCCAAGGGCAAGAGCGAAGAGGAGCUGGCUGAGUGUUUCCGCAUCUUCGACAAGAACGCGGACGGCUACAUCGACGCCGAGGAGCUGGCGGAGAUUUUCCGAGCCUCCGGGGAGCACGUGACAGACGAGGAGCUCGAAUCCCUGAUGAAGGACGGGGACAAGAACAACGACGGCCGUAUUGACUUCGACGAGUUCCUGAAGAUGAUGGAGGGCGUGCAGUAAGAAGUCGGCCCUUGCAGCCACCGACACCGCUCGGCCCUCUGGCGUGGGCGGUGCCGCCCCCCUGAGCCGCUUUCGUCCCUCCGCCCCGGGAGGGAGGCGCGGCCCCUUCUGGGGAUGUGUCUGAAAGGAAUAAAAGGAAACAUUGCAAA